GUCAGAUUCUACCCAGGUAUCGCUGGCUUGAUUGUUACUGUCGGCUGAGUCCACUCGCGCUACCAGACAAGUCCAAAUACCUCUAGCUCUAGCUCGAUCACAUUGGGCCAAUGGCAGCAAUGUCGGCUCUUGGAAGCGGAGAAAGCGUCGCACAGGUACCUCGAACUUACCUACGUGAGUACGAGUACUCUUCUGGAAGACAUGACAAGAGAGGGAGGGAGUGGUCUGGUAAGCAUUGAGGUGUGCCAGUGCCAGUACCUGUGAAAUCCAGGUACAGGCUCGCUCUCAGAAAUCGCGCGAGAAAGGUGCACUCUCUGCAACGUUCCUGCCUUCAAAACACUCAGACAUGGAUUUACCUUACUGUAGGUACGAGGACGUGUUUUUCCCGGUGUGGUGAGAGUGAGACUGUCGAGGAAGGCGCGACCUCAAUGUUGAGCUCCAUCGCGAGAACUCACCUGCACUUUCCCAAUACUGGAAGACCCUCCGCCCCCCUCUCUUGCCUUGAAUCGACUUUCCCCAGAUUUCACUCUGGAGAUCCCUCCGCUGGUGAGAACAAGGGUCUACCUAGUUUGUACGUGCCAGUCUUAGGGCGAGUAGGGGAGAAAUGGAAUGGCUACCGGUAGAUGAAUCUCAAGGACCCCGCGAUGCUGUUAUUGUUACCAAGUGAGCUUUUCAGAGGAUAGUCCAGACUUCACAGAGCCUUUCCUGGGCAGGUACAGUGACUGGAUCGCGCCUUAUCCAUUCGAAAAGCGGGAUAUAAUCGACUACCCGAUACUUGCGACCAGUGCACUGCUUAGUACAUGUCUCACUCAGAUGACACACCAACCUGUGCAACCUCAAACCUAUACAUGUAAGCGGCGCCGAGGUCGAACAUUUCUCAGGGCAGGAAAUCUCUCCUCGCCAUGAACUCAUAUACACCCUUCCAAAGGGUGCCACCAGAGCUCAAUUAUGCCCUUCUCGCCUCUCCAGCACCGUACGUGCUGCUCGUUACGUUCAACCUGGAGCAGCAGAUGAAUUCUCUGCCCCUCGAAGCAUGCUGGGAGCUGGAUGAACUAUGGAAAUGGUUUGAUGCGGAACCUUACUUGUAUGGUUUCCUCUCCCAAUGACAAUUCUUAUUUCCCUUGUUUCCCCGUUGUUGAAAUUAUACGGGCAUAGGCUGAAAAGUCGUUUAGGAGAGUAGCAAUCGUCACCGGCGCAGGAAGGAAAGCCUUCUGCGCUGGCAUGGAUCUCAAAGGUCUCUUGCCUCCCUUUUCUGUAUCCCACCACCUUUCCUCCUAACAUACCCACAGAAGCACAAACCCUCUUCUCCAAACCACACACAGGAUCCCACUACCCCCCCUCCGGAUUCGCAGGUCUCUCCCGAAGAACCGGACGGAAACCCAUCAUCGCCGCCGUAAACGGCCACGCCCACGGCGGAGGCUUCGAAAUCGUCCUGAACUGCGACCUCGUCCUCGCAUCUUCGAAUGCUACCUUUUCCCUCCCAGACGUUGCGAGGGGUACGGCCGCUUUGGAAGGUGGAUUGACGCGGUUGUGCAGGACGUUGGGGUUGCAGAGGGCGAUGUAUAUUGCUCUUACGGGGGCGGUGUUGGGUGCGAAGGAGAUGGUGGAGUGGGGUGUGGUUUUGAAGGUUGUGGAUGGGGAGAGGUUGGUGGGUGAGGCGGUGGGACUUGCGAAGGUGGUUGCGAUGGGGAGUCCGGAUAGUGUUGUGGUUAGUAGACGCGGGGUUAGAGAGGCGUGGGAGAAGGGGGUGGGGAGUGCGACGAGGGAGGUGUAUGAUGGGUUUGCUGAAGGCUUGUUUUGGGGGGAGAAUGCGAGGGAGGGGAUGAGGGCUUUCAAGGAGAGGAGAGCGCCGGUUUGGAAAGCUAGUAAGUUAUAGCGCGGAGUUUGUUGUGGAAGUAGACACUGGGGGAGUACGCAUAUUACACGCUAUAUGCAGUGGAUUUGAAGGUUCAGACAUCAAGGAAUCUUGUUCGCAAGAUCUUUGUACAAUCUCACCAGCCUUGGGAGAGUCCAAAAGGAUAAAACUGGAAACUUGACCAUGACAAUAUCAUUACUGUAAGACACUCCAUCCCCCAAAAAACACAAUCUCAAUGAAACCAACAUCAAAAUCUAAGACUCAGCUAGCAAACUUCUAGCAUAGCGUCAUAGUCAUAAGAUUGGCACCUCAUCUUCACAUCUAAAACAAGCUAAAAAAACACAGCAAUGGUAUGUAAGAAGCCGUUCUUUCCACGUAGGUAGGUAGCUAUGAAUAGCCUCCCUAUACUUGUCCUCUCGUCCACUUGAACAUCCCUAUCUCCUAUUUCAUUUUAAUAGAAGUGAAUAUAUAUAGCCAGACGCGUCUAGAAUUCAAGUUCUUUAUUGAACAAGUGGUGUGUAGACUUGUGGUAAGUGGUUUGAGAGGUGUUGGGUUUGGGGUGGAUGAGCUGAAUUUGUGGGUUCUAAAUACUGUACUCGGUAAGCGAGGGGGAAUAAGAAUGGAGAGUGGUGGAGGAGUGUGG
This is a messenger RNA of Hymenoscyphus albidus, 2498 nucleotides long. The record is from the annotation of a GenBank genome assembly. NCBI's taxonomy places the organism in Eukaryota, Fungi, Ascomycota, Leotiomycetes, Helotiales, Helotiaceae.